CUGAUAACUCCAGGGGGCAUCCGAUCACCUCCCACGCGCAGCAAGGAAUUUACCUGUCUGGAAUGCACCCAAAACAAAAAUGGCUUGGGGGUACAACCUCCCCUGACAGAUGCCUUCCGCCUGCCAGGCCCAGCACUCCCUCCCCCUACUACCAUCCCCCCAGGCUGGGUGUUCUAUCCAGGACAAGGAUGGGUCCAAUGCCAGUGGCAGCCAGCUGCUCCCACUCCAAACUUCCAUGGAUCUCCCUGGUUUUCAUACGGCCCUUCAGCACAAUACAUUACAAGGAACUUUGAUCCAGCAACCGGGGGAAAUUCCACCCCCCUCUGCAACUCAGCAACCAACUCCUGUCUCUGCAGCUUUCCCCCCUCCCCACAGGGGCCUAGUCAGAAACCCGCAGCAGCUGUCCCACAAAUUCCUCCCCAUCUACCAGCAGCCCAGCCAUCACCCCCACCUCUACCCCCACUAGCCCCACUUCUCUUCAAAGCAACUUUUGGACGGCACACCACCAAACUAGCUUACUUCAUCAGCAGAAUCUGGGCUCACGUAGAUCAAUUUGGACAUCAAUACCGAUUGGAAAGAGAUUUGAUAAAUGCCAUUUCCGAUGGCAUGAAUGAGGGAGAGGCCUCUGAGUGGAUUGCCCAGCUCCACAAUGAACAUGUUCCAGAAUUAAAUGAUAUUGCAGGAUUUGUGGCACUGCUCAAAGCCAGAUUCGAAGAUAAGGACCGUAUUGCAGAAAGCCAAGCCACCUUAAAAACAACGAAACAAGGCAACAGACCCUUAAAAGAAUUUGUAUGGGACUUUAGACGAGUAGCAGGAAACCUCAGCCAUUGGCCAAACCACAUUCUCCUCCACUAUUUCAAAGAGGCAAUCAAUCAAGAAGUCAGAAAAGCCUGUAGCAUACGGGGAGUACCUGAUCAAUUGAAUGACUGGUACAACGUAUCCAUAGCUCUGGACAGAGAAAUCAACCCUCCCACACCUCUACCGAAAAACCUCCCCGAAGACCUUUAGCCAAACCUCCCCUCUCUAAACCUGCAACACCUUCAAUCCUUCAAUCACCGACGAUAAUAAAAUGCUACCGCUGUGGCAAAUUAGGACACCGAGCUUCGACCUGCUUGGCUCCAACACCCAUCCCACAACAGCACCCAACAACUGCGGCCCGAGGGAAAAAAACUUCCAAGAGGAAACAUAAACACUCCUCGAUUCGCAAGACAAGCCACGGACGUUCCCCUCACUGAAGAAACAAAGUCACCUCCGUCGGCUGGAACACCUCCCGACGACCCUGCCGACGAUCCUGCCGGAGAGGAUGACCCUAUGGGCAUGGCACAUAAGCGAUGCUUGAGCAAAAUCGGCAGGAUUGUCCGGGAUGCUACACGACCUGUUUUCCUUGUUACCUUCCGGGAGGAAGCUUCCUGGGAUCCGAAGCAGAACAUUCCGAUUCAGGUGGGUCUUCAUGGUCAAGAAAGGGUACCAGGAAGUGGACACCUCCAUCCAGAGUUCGGUCAUCACCAAGGUGAAGGGCGUGGCCUUCACCAACACCUCAGAGAUGGGCAAAAGGAUUUGGGACGUGGUGGACUAUGUCAUGCCUCCUCAGGGCGAAAGUGUUUUUUUCGUAAUGACCAAUCUGAUCAUCACCCCCAAGCAGCGGCAAGAUACCUGCCCUGAGAACCCGGGUAUUCCAGAUGCCUUGUGUUACCGCGACAAGGACUGUUCUCGGGGAGAAGCCGUGAUAGCUGGCAAUGGUAUCAAGACCGGAGCGUGCAUAAAAAUGGGGAAUAAUAUCAGUGGGACGUGCGAAAUCCUAGCUUGGUGCCCCGUGGAGAAGAAAGACAGAACAAAAUCAGCUCUUCUGGCCGAUGCAGAGAAUUUCACGGUUUAUAUCAAGAACACCAUCCGUUUCCCCAAGUUUAAUUUUUCCAAAACCAACGUCCUCGACACCAAAAAUGAUGCUUAUUUGAAAAAUUGUCGCUACGGACCAGAUCAGCCGUACUGCCCCAUCUUCUCACUGGGGAAGCUGGUCAACUGGGCUGGGAGCAACUUCCAUGAGAUGGCAUCAGAGGGCGGUGUGAUUGGCAUCCAGAUUGAAUGGGACUGCAACUUGGAUAAAAAGCCGUCGGAAUGCAACCCUUGCUAUUCUUUCACUCGCCUAGAUAACCAAUUUGCGGAGAAGUCGGUCUCCUCUGGAUACAACUUCAGAUUUGCCAAGUAUUACCGGAGCGCGGCUGAUGUUGAUUUCCGAACGUUGAUCAAAGCUUACGGGAUCCGUUUUGAUAUCAUGGUGAACGGCAAGGCGGGGAAAUUUAGCAUCAUCCCAACGGUAAUCAAUGUGGGUUCCAGUCUUGCGCUAAUGGGAGUGGGGGCGUUUCUCUGCGACUUGGUACUGCUGUAUCUCCUCCGAAAAAGCCAGUUUUACAGAGGGAAAAAAUACGAGGAAGUGAGGUCAAACACCAAGAAAUCUUUGCCGGAAAACACCAUCAACGGGAACCAGCCUGGAAACCAAAGUGAGGAUUCUUUAUCCCGGUUGGAUCAACAGCUACAGACGGUUGAGGCCUAAAGCUGUGCCUUCCUCUGGAGACCACCCUUCACAACGUCAUCCGUCGUUAAGAGAAACCACGGACCACAGAAAGUUGCAGGAAGGGAUUCGCUUCAGCUGUUCGCGGCCUUCGUUUUCGACAUCCUAAGCCAAGGAUACCGCACGUUGCAGGAUGUUAACUUUUUUAAAGCAAACCAAAUGCCAGAAAAUCUUGGGUAAGGACCGUAGCUGCGUGGUGGAUAUAAAUUCUCUUCCGGAUCAACUUAACACAGCCGUUCUUAAGCCUGUCAAAUGUAUGUCAACGGAUGAGUGGAGAGGACAGUGAAUUAUUAUUAUUGUCCAUCGCGCAGUCAGCCAGACGGAUUUGGCAUUUUUGUCCACCCAUCGAGUCCUUCCCAAGAACGGGGCGGUGGCCUAGAGGUGGAGCUCUCGCCUCACAAAUCAGGAGGCUGCGAGUUCGAUCCUAGGUGUAGCGGCUGAUAUUUCUCUCUCAGGGCAUAAUGAGAAUAUAUCUUGCCGCAAAAUUCCGUAUUGACAACAGGAAGGGCAUCCAGCCAGUAAACACUCAGCUCCAUUCAGUUGCCCCGACUCCACCCCAAAAGAAAUUACGAGGUCAUUAAACGAGAAAAGGAAAACAAAAAAACAAAAAACCGGAGUCCUUCCCAAGACCCCAGAAAAGGCAGAUGUGGAUAUUUGAUGGUGGUAAAGUUCUCGUUGCAGGAUGUCAGCUAUUAUGAGUAAAUCUGCCUUUUGCAAUUGACUGAUGGUGAAUUUGUCAAUGCCGAUGGCCUUCAAGUGGUGCUUGGAUGUUUUGGAAUUGCCCUCAAGGCAUCUAUUACUAUGGAUACUACCUUUAAUUUCUUUUGCCGCAGUCAUUAUUACAGGUGGUCCUCGACUUACAACAGUUCGUUUAGUGACCGUUCAAAGUUACAAUGGCACUGAAAAUAGCGACCUAUGACCAUUUUUCACAACUUUGCAGCAGCCCCGUGAUCCUGUGAUCAAAAUCAAAACUGACUCAUACUGAUGACGUUCCUGUGUACCAAGGUCACGUGAUCCCCUUUUGUGACCUUCUGACCACCAAAGUCAAUGGGGAAGCCGGAUUCACUUAACAACCAUGUUACUAACUCGCAGUGAUUCACUUAACAAAUGUGGCAAGAAAGGUCGUAAAAAAGGGGGCAAAGCUCACUUAACAAAUGUUUCUUAACAACGGAAAUAUUGGGCUGAAUUGUGGCCGUAAGUCGAGGACUACCAGUAAUUACCAAAUUUACUUGCCGUCCGUCUCGCACUUCAAAGCGACUCUGAGAAUAAUGAUAUUCUGAGCAUUCUUUGAAAAUUAUAUGAUAGUAAGACUUUAAUCGUCGUCUUCCCAUUCUGCUAUCCGUUUUGAAUCUCUUCCUGCAAAUUGUUGAGCCAGUGGGAUUAUUCAGGAAUUCGAAAUAAAUUCUUGCAACAUUGCAUAAACAAUUCUCCAGCCUGUGGGAUUAUGCCGGAAUUCUAAAUAAAUUCCUGCAACACGCAUGAAUAAUUCUCCAGCAUCCAACCAACUCAGGAAACAUAACUUCAUGAUGAAGAUGGGUUGAUCAUUGGCAUGUCUUGAACCUCCCACUUCAGGGAAAAAAAAAAAAAAAGAGGCUGGAUUUUAUUUUUUUCUGCCUAUGGUAUGAAUUUACACGCAACCCAAGUCUUAUUUUAUGACCGGUGCACAGAGUGGCAAGUCGCAGGAAUUAAAUCAGAAUAUUAUCUACGGAACAAGCCAUGUUCGUGAUGGCUGCUUUACCAGGAAUUUCUGUAUGUUUUAAAAAAAAAAUAUGGGUGGAAUUGAAAAAGGAAGUUUUAAAAAGUGAACAUGAUUUUGAUGAUGAGAAGGAAUAGAUCAUAGAGUGAGUUUUUUUAAAAAAACAACAACUAUAGAGUAAGAGAUAAUGUUGCAUUUGUUACUUAUAAUUUGCUGCGAAGAAAAUUGGAAGCUAUUUCUAUUUUUUCCCCCGCAGCUUCUUUUUGCAGUUUGGGCUUUUUUCCUCAUUUUCUUUCCUGUCUUUCCUUUAUAUCCUCACAGGAUUGUCGUUGUGAGGAAAGGAGGAGGAAGAAGCAGUAUUUAGUAUGUUCGCCACCUUGAGUUAUUUAGAAAAAUAAUAAAGGAGUAAAAUUGUAUAUGUUCUUGUUAGUUUUUAAUCUUUUUUUUUUAAAAAAGAGUAAAAAUUAUUUUAAAAUACGUUUAUAUUUAAUGAUAUUAAAUAAACCUUAAUAUAUUAAAAAUGGGUUUUAGUUGACAAGGAAAGUUAAUUUUACAACUUGCGCUGUAGCAAGAUAGCUUUAAACCUUAAGCUGUUACAGAUAGUCCUUGAACUUCUGCCAGUAGAAGCCAAAAUUCCCGUUACUAAGCGAGGCAGUUAACGGGAGCUGUGCCAAAUUUUACGAGAGUUAAGCAAAUCACUGCAGUUGUUAAGUGAAUCAUGCGGUCAUUAAGGGAAUCUGGUUUCCCCCCCACUGAGUUUGUUAGAAGGCGGCUGGGAAGGUCUCAAACGGUGAUCCCGUGAUCCCAGGAUAAUGUAGGAUGAUUGUAAAACAAUAACAUAGAGAACUGGUGUGUGUGUGAGAGAGAGAGAGAGAGAGAGGGAGGAGUGAGGGAGUGAGAGAGAGAGAAUAUGAAUAUUUGCAGUUCAGAGUUGAACUGUGGGGCCCUUGGUACUCUCUGAGCUUGGUGGUUUUCUUGCAGACGUUUCAUGACCCAACUAGGUAACAUCAUCAGUGUAUGUGAUGGUAAAUUUGCUGCCUACUUAUAUACAGUAGCUUGCCCUGGGAUGGAAUUUUGGCAAGAGACAAAUAGGCUAUCUGCUAUCAAUAGACACGUAGAGAUGAAGCACAUUUACACACCAUUCAAGGGAGACAAUCAAAAGCUAAGACGGAAACAAAAGGCGAUAUAUUCUCUCUAGCUGUGGACACCCAGUUAAGCAGGGAUUAACACCAAACAAGCAGAGAACAAAACUCUAAUCAAGGUAUCGAACACACACACAGAGUACUGGCAGGGUGUGUUACUAUAUAUUAACGGGGAGCAAUUCCCACAUUUGCUAUUACUGAAUGUCUGCAAGAAACUAACAAGCUCAGAGAAUACCUCUCAGCGGUACUCUCCACUUACCUUUGCUAC
This is a messenger RNA of Ahaetulla prasina, 5675 nucleotides long. It is a transcript of the gene P2RX5, whose product is annotated as purinergic receptor P2X 5. Gene Ontology annotation, biological process: monoatomic cation transmembrane transport; response to ATP. The transcript has 13 exons. Gene Ontology annotation, molecular function: ATP binding; extracellularly ATP-gated monoatomic cation channel activity; purinergic nucleotide receptor activity. The record is from RefSeq and is a predicted model, not a curated record. Bases 1364 to 2551 code for a protein of 395 amino acids. NCBI's taxonomy places the organism in Eukaryota, Metazoa, Chordata, Lepidosauria, Squamata, Colubridae. Gene Ontology annotation, cellular component: nuclear inner membrane; plasma membrane.